UUAGUGAGACACUGGUGGUAAGUUUCGGGACAGCGCAUGACAAACAAGAAAUCCAGUAAAUAAGGAAUCCGCUCAUCGCAACAAAACCUUCUUACUAAAUUCAGAUGGAUGUGUUGAGAUAAGAAAGUGGAGGGCAAGGAAUAGCCAGCAUGAACGACAGGAGACUCAUGUUUAUCGAUAUCAAAACAGACACAGCUAUUGAUGGCAAAAGCGCAAAGUCCUUUUGGAAUCAAGGUGACAACAGCUUCAGAUUCAACUUCUCUGUAGGCCCUGCAGUUGUCCAAAAAGAAACCGAGACAGUCCCAGUGUCGAAGAGCCAAAGCUCUUGUUUUGCCUUCAACUUUCAAAUCCCACCAGAAGAGGAAAACAUGGAAACUGAGACCUCAGCUGUUCUGUCAAAGUGUAGCCAACGCUGCACCCUGGACAAAAGUGGCUCUCAGGAUGUUGGCUCACAUCAAGAGCCAUCAAAGUCAAUGAAGAAGAAAAAGCCCAGAAAGAAGAAGGCACCGUCAGUGGAGAAAACUCAGGAUUUAGGUGAACCCAGUGUUGCAGAGGAGGAUGCGGAACUGAGUGCAGAGGAGCAACUGAAUAGGGAGCUGGACUGGUGUAUUGAGCAGCUGGAGCUUGGAUUGAAAUCCCAAAAAGCCACAAGCCGACAAAAGGAGGAGGCGUCUCGAGCUUUGAAGACUCUACACAGCUCCAAAGCCCCCUUAGUCAAGAAGCGACAGGUAAUGAGAGCCAUGGCAGGAGACUACCGGAAAAAAAUGGAGGAAGAGAAAAGCAAGCAGUUUAAUCUCAUUCAGAAUGAACUGUCUGCAGCCAAAGUCAAAUCUGUGUCCCCGAGGAAGUGUGUGUUCAACCGCAGAGCUGAGGCCAAAAGCGCCGCUGCUGAGCCGAACCUGCAGAAACCCCAGGAUGGAGAUUCCAACUUGAACGCGACCACUCAGGACACUUUUGUCUUCACAGCUUCAACAGAGGAGUUCCGCUUCAAUUUUCUGUGAUGAACUAAUCAAGAUUAUUUUGUUUUGUUUAACUGAAAUCCACUGUACAUGGUGUCGCAGACAACCUCGACCACUAACAACAGAAAAACAGAAAGGAUUUAAACGCAUCUUAUUUUCUGUGUGUAUCCAUGUGUUUAUAUCUGUACAUUAAAGUUA
Messenger RNA from Synchiropus splendidus (mandarinfish), 1157 nucleotides. It is a transcript of the gene c5h8orf33, whose product is annotated as chromosome 5 C8orf33 homolog. The record is from RefSeq and is a predicted model, not a curated record. The transcript has 5 exons. The coding region runs from base 150 to 1001 and encodes 283 amino acids. NCBI's taxonomy places the organism in Eukaryota, Metazoa, Chordata, Actinopteri, Syngnathiformes, Callionymidae.